This is a messenger RNA of Yarrowia lipolytica CLIB122, 2232 nucleotides long. RefSeq lists its product as uncharacterized. NCBI's taxonomy places the organism in Eukaryota, Fungi, Ascomycota, Dipodascomycetes, Dipodascales. Gene Ontology annotation, biological process: protein import into nucleus; post-transcriptional tethering of RNA polymerase II gene DNA at nuclear periphery; mRNA export from nucleus. The record is from RefSeq and is a predicted model, not a curated record. Gene Ontology annotation, cellular component: nuclear pore outer ring; nuclear pore. Gene Ontology annotation, molecular function: structural constituent of nuclear pore.
AUGGAAGACGAGUAUCAGCUGUUUGCGUCGGCCCUGGAGGCGCUGAUGGACAAUCCUCUGGAGCUGAUUGACCGAUUCAUGGACAUUUCGCGAGAUUUGGCUGCCCAAACGGCCCAGGAAACAGAAGAAGCUAUGGACUCGGAGAACUUCAGCAACUGGGAACUGGAGGCCCGGUUCUGGCAGCUGACUGCGACCCUCUCUGAGGCCCGAGAGCGGUUUGCCGAGACUCACAACGACGACAAGAUGGACGUGGAGGGAGACAGUACCACUACCGAUGUAUUCCCCUUCUCUUCAGACGCCAGUGUGCUUCAACAGUACAAACAGACCCAUCUUCGUGUGAUGGAGACGUUUCUGGUCAACCGGUGGCUGCAAGACAACCUGACGCCGUCGGACCACGAGAAUAUUGAGAUCUGGGGCUCCAAGUGGAUGCACACCAAGAGCGACAUUGCUUCCAAAAAACGACUUGGGGGAGGAUCUGUGGGCAACACCAGCACCCUGGUUUCGGAGAUGGACGCCGAUGCCCCCCUUCGACAAAAGAAACCAAUUGCAGGAGAAGACGCCGGAUACGACAGCAAGCUCUUCCGGGCCAUUUUUGAUCUCAUCCGAAGACGACAGAUCAAGGAGGCCAGUCAACUGGCUGAGAAGACCGGAAACUUGUCGCUCAAGAUGGCCAUUGGCGGACUUGCAGCCAUGGAGGACACUGAUGUCGAUCCUCUGGACGACGCCAAGGCUGUGGGAACCACACGAACCGCAUUAUGGCGACGAAUGUGUCUCAGUGUAGCUGCGUCGCCUAUCGGAGACUACGAGAAGGCCGUGUACGGCUUCCUGGGAGGAGAUGUAGGCACGGUUCUGGAGGUCAGCGACAGCUGGGAGACACAACUGCUGGCGUACACUAACAACAUGUGCAGCGAUCAAUUUGAGCAGGCCUUGAAUGAUGCUCACCGAGUGUCUUCUAAGACUAAGGCUCUGAUCCCACUCGUGUGUCCUGGUCACGUGUCUUCCAUGCAGGACGCUCUGGAACUGCUGGCCGAGUCUUCUAACAUUGACGUCAAGAGACAGGCCAUGAACCCCAUCCGAACCUUUGUGGGAGCGGUCAUCAACAACACAAUUGAGACCAUUGCGUCCACCUCCUCUGACGCAUUAAGAGUUGCUGCUAGCACGGGCCAGCCCAAUGCUGUUUCCGAGUCUUCCAUCAUUCUACGUGUUCUUGUGCAUCUUCUACUUGCUCUUCGCCAUGGAUAUGGAGGCCAGAAAGAACUGGAUAUCAGCCAUUACAACAUCAUCUCUGCCUACGUUGAACGGCUGGCUGGAGAGGGACACAUGGAAUUGGUUCCUCUCUAUGUUUCUUUCCUAGACUCGGAAGAUGUCACUGACCAAUACUCUUACUACCUGGCCAACAUCUCCGACCCCUCUGAACGAGAGCAGCAGAUACACCUGGCUAACCAAUACGGAGUUGACAUCAAGGCAUGUGUCAAGGCUGCUGUUGCGCGUGUCUUUGAUGAAAGCAUGUCCCAGUACGUCAUUCCUGACAUCAUUGCUGUGAAGUUCGACAACCAGGUCGAAGACACCGAUGUGCGCCUCUACCGGGCUGUGGAGUGGUUUGAAGACGUCAAAAUGUGGUCUGAGACCAUCGAUGCCUCUGUCAAGCUUCUCAGACGGUUCUUGCUUUGUGGAAAGGUCGGAGCUGCCCGAGAAGCUGGUAUGCGUCUCAAUGUGCCCAUGCUGAUGCAGCAAUACCAGGCAGACACUCUGGGAGCCGAUGGUAACGAGCUCGACGAGCUUGUCGCUCGGGAACUCGAGCAGCUCUACGAUCUCAUUCUCUUCCUGGACGCCGUGCACAGCUGGGAAGAGCUCAUGAACUCCCCCAGAACCCAUGAGAAUAACACCCAGAUUGCCCAUAAGGUAACCGAGAUUGCACGGCAGUCCGACAAGCUGAUCCACGAUUGGCUCAUUGAACUCCUGCAACAAUACACAGAGAACCAAGAGAUCAGGCCACAGGACUACACCCACCUGUCUCAUCUCAGACAGAUCUACAUCCCCUAUGUCAUUCUUCAGCUACUGUCUGUCUAUGUCAGAUCGCGGCACAUUGACCCUCGAUUUGUUACCGACGCCAUCGAACUGUCUGUUCUUGUUGCCGACGACCAGCAACAAAUCUACCGGGACUUUGUCGACUCCGGACGGCUGGAAGAGUUCCUCCAGUGCAUUUUCCAGGCUUCUGCUCUGAUGAAUUAG